AUGUCAACGUUAUGUGGUUGUGUGUACGCGACCUCUAAGCACGUGGUAGUCAGCGUUUUGUUAUUACAUAAGUUGACGCGGAGGAAAUACGCGCUGGCGCAGCGACCGCUUUGUACACAACCACAAACAUCCAUGAAAACUUGUGAAGCGGGAUCAUCCCUAUUAGACGGCCGAGGAGAUGUAGAGCUUAUGUGUGGAACAACGCCCGGGCCUCGUUACGUUUACUAUAAGCUAUACACCAAAGACGGUGCACUCGAAACUAACCGACCCAUCUACUCCAACGAUCGCUUCAUCAGCCGGGUUUUAUCCAGAUCCGUAGCACCCCCACACACUGCAGGCUCUCUGAAACUACGCCUCCGCAAAAUCGAGGGCUUUGAAGAGGGUGACUUGUAUUUGUCGAUCUCAGAAAAAAGCCACGUGGAAGAUUCAACCCGUCUUUCUCUUCGCAGGCAAGUUGGACCUGGACUGUCUAAGGAUGAUCCCGUGGCUCUGGUUGUGAGCGACCCCGAGAAGCGUCAGUAUUCUCAAGGCAAUUCGCUGAUUGUCUUUCUUCCGUUAGUCUACUAUCGUAUAUACGACCAAGGUGGACAGGCCGUCUCAAAUACCGCUUUCCAUGAAGACGACACAUCUCUGGGUCGCCUGGAGGUCCUCUCUGUUGCACCCCCUCAAACGGUUGCUUCUCUGAAGCGUCGAAUUAUCAAAGUUGAAGGAAUUGUGAACCACGAUUGUGAAUUAUUCGGGGACGAAAGCGGCGAGACUACCAUGAAUGACGAUGAUACCAUUUCCUUUUCCGCUGACAGCUAUCCUUGUAUUUCUGAAGAUGAACCCAUAGCCGUUGUGUACCAAUUACAGAAGCAAUUCGCGGCGCCUCCCCCUCCAACCGGCAACACAAAGCAGCUGAAAGCGACGUCUGGAGCUUCUUUAUUAAUUUCAAUGCUAUACGGCUACAAACUCAUCUGGAAAGGAGGCCUACGUUUUUAUAGAUUCAUCAACUCAGACAAUACAGGUUAUGCGUCUUUAAUCUGA
Molecule: messenger RNA, 1026 nt
Organism: Laccaria bicolor S238N-H82
Lineage: Eukaryota; Fungi; Basidiomycota; Agaricomycetes; Agaricales; Hydnangiaceae
Exons: 9
Coding region: 1-1026 (341 amino acids)
Source: RefSeq, a predicted model, not a curated record